AUGAGUCUCAGUCUGAUCCCUGCAAUGGACACAGCGCUGGGGAAGCCUCGGGAGGUGUUCCACUUGGACCCAGACUCUGGAGGGUGUGAGAGUCGCCUCUGUGCCUCCCUGAGCCUCACCUCCUCCACCUGGGCCGCUCUGUCGGACGGGACGGGCCGCCUCCUCCUGCUGCGCACGGGCCAGAGGGGGGCCGCCUCACACCAGUGGGAGGUCAGUGGGAGGGGCCGCCUCACACCAGUGGGAGGUCAGUGGGAGGGGCCGCCUCACACCAGUGGGAGGUCAGUGGGAGGGGUCGCCUCACACCAGUGGGAGGUCAGUGGGAGGGGUCGCCUCACACCAGUGGGAGGUCAGUGGGAGGGGUCGCCUCACACCAGUGGGAUGUCAGUGGGAGGGGUCGCCUCACACCGGUGGGAUGUCAGUGGGAGGGGUCGCCUCACACCAGUGGGAUGUCAGUGGGAGGGGUCGCCUCACACCAGUGGGAUGUCAGUGGGAGGGGUCGCCUCACACCAGUGGGAGCUCGGCUGCGUUCUGACCAAUCAGAAGGCAGCGCUCUGGCCAAUCAGAGGGCAGCGCUCUGGCCAAUCAAAAGGCAGGGCUCUGGCCAAUCAGGGCAGCGCUCUGGCCAAUCAGAGGGCAGCGCUCUGGCCAAUCAGGGGGCAGCGCUCUGGCCAAUCAGGGGGCAGCGCUCUGGCCAAUCGGGGGGCACCGCUCUGGCCAAUCGGGGGGCACCGCUCUGGCCAAUCGGGGGGCACCGCUCUGGCCAAUCGGAGGGCAGCGCUCUGGCCAAUCAGAGGGCAGCGCUCUGGCCAAUCAGAGGGCACCGCUCUGGCCAAUCAGAGGGCAGCGCUCCGACCAAUCAGAUAA
Knipowitschia caucasica is the source of this 864-nucleotide messenger RNA. The record is from the annotation of a GenBank genome assembly. Lineage: Eukaryota; Metazoa; Chordata; Actinopteri; Gobiiformes; Gobiidae.